CUUCUUGUAGUUUAUCUCACAAAAGUAUACGUUGGAGGGAUUCCAUAUCGCUAUUCCGAGGAUGAUAUUCGAUAUUAUUUUGAAAGUUGUGGCACCAUAACUGAUAUUGAUUGUAUGAAGUUUCCCGACACUGGGAAGUUCAGAGGAAUUGCAAUUGUUAGUUUCGAGACAGAAGCGGCAGCAAAAGAAGCCUUGGCUCUUGAUAGAGCUGAAAUGGGUGGAAUGCAGUUGACGAUUCAGCCCUACAAAUCCACUCGAGUCAAUAAAGCGACUGGUUUUGCCCCUAAGAUGGUGGAGGGAUACAACAGAAUAUAUCUUGGAAAUCUAUCUUGGGAUAUAACCGAGGAUGAUUUGAAGAAGUUUUUCUCUGAUGGCAAUGUAUCAUCUAUUCGCUUUGGCAUGAACAAGGAAACAGGGGAAUUCCGAGGCUAUGCUCAUGUGGAUUUCUCUGAUAGUGUAUCAGUAGCCAUGGCACUUAAGUUGGACCAAGAAAUUGUGUGUGGUAGACCUGUGAAGAUAAGUUGUGCUGUUCCUAAGAAAGCAGUGCAAACUCAAUCAGGAUCUCAUCAAACGAGAAAUGAAGUCUGUAGAAGCGAUGAAAGAGCUUCAAGUAAAGAAGUAUCUAUGAGUGUCAGAGAACCUGUGGGUGUGAGUGUUGAAGCCCCUCAAGUUAGUGAAGUUGAUAACGGAGGUUUGAGCGUUAGCAGUGGUAAGCUGAGGAGAAGGACGUGUUAUCAGUGCGGAGAGAAGGGUCAUAUUUCUUCUGCUUGCACUAAAGGACCUGCAGGUGUCGAAGCACCUACUGGUAAGGAAGUACCUCUGAGCGUCGAAGCACCUACUGGUAAUGAAGCACCUCUGAGAGUCGAAGCACUUACAGUUAAUGAAGUUGAUAAUGUUGGCUUGAGUGUUAGCAGUGGUAAGUUGAGGAGACGGACGUGCUACGUGUGUGGACAAAAGGGCCAUAUUUCUUCUGCUUGCCCAAAAGGACCUGUGGGUACCGAAGCGCCUACCAGUAAUGAAACAACUCUGAGUGUCGAAGCACCUACGACUAAUGAACCACCCCCAGUUAACGAAGUUGAGAACGCGGUUUUGAGUGUUAGCAGUGGUAAGUUGAGGAGAAGGACGUGUUACGAGUGCGGACAAAAGGGUCAUCUUUCUUCUACAUGCCCAAACAAGAAAUCUGCAGAAAUAACAAAUGCAAACAAAAAUUGAUCCCUUAAUGGAAGAUUUUUCACCUAUCACCUCAAUUGCUGCGACUGUUUACACGUGACUCCUGUUGCACUUACAAAUUGGCAAAGAUUUGAGGAAAAUUGAUAGUUAUUUAUUGCUACAUGUGAGCUUCAACCGUUGAAGUUUCGCCCCGAAGGCUGUCAAAUUGUUUCCACAUUUUAAGCGUCAUGGUUUCACGGGACUGACUUUGACUUUUUUUUUGGUUGAAAAUGGAAACUUUGUCCUCAUUUCACUUUGGUCCGUGAGCUUUCUGGUAGUUCACAAACUAUGCAAGAACAUGCUGGGAUUUUGGCCCCACAACUGAAGAAAUUGUCCCAUGAUGUUGGUUUAAACUCAAAAACAAGUUUAUCCAUUUCCUAGUAAUGAUUCCUUACAUAUCUUAAUCAUUCAUGAUUUUGUCAAAGAUUGCCUCUUUAUUUUAAUCCAUGCAACUUGAUUUAUUGAAUGACAUCUUUUGAAAACAACAGCAUGAACUAUUUUCGGAUUCGAUAUUUUAAGUGAGAAGUUCUCUUAUCUCUCUGUUUGCUAGUACUUGUCCUUGUUAGUUUUCCAGGCUCUUAUGCAGGAUUCCACUUUUCCUCUCAGCUGUUUCCUUCGAUUCAAUGAAUCCUAUUCGCCUAACUUCACCUGCCCUGAAUCGAUUUUCGAAACCUGCAGGCUUCAAAAUUCAAAAACUUAUGAAUGCCUAAAUAUUUAACUUUCAUUUGAGCUUUGUGUAAAACAGCAAUGGCAGCCAACACAAGAGGGAAAUCAGAGUUGGCAAUGGAGAAGAGAUAUCAAGAGACUAGUCCCAAGAGAAACAUCGUUUGGGUCGAAAGAAAAUCGAACAACGAACAGAGUUCCCGAGGCUUACUACUUGUCUCGCAAUGGCCGACUCGAACAUCCUCAUUUCCUGGAAGUCCCUCUUUCUUCUCCAGAAAGACUUUCUCAGAGAUGUUAUAAAUAAACUGAACAACCUCCGAGGUUAUGGCAUGGCCAACAGGUUUUCCUGGUCUUCAAAAAGGAGCUACAAGAACGGAUAUGCGUGGCAAGAUUUAUCGUAAAACGACUUCAUAUACCCUUGUCAUGGACGUGAAUACAUCCUCAAAGGCUCACUGCUUUUAGAAACGUCUCUAAGCUUUCGAUCUCCAAAGGUUCCUCGGAAACAUACGGUUCGAGCAAAGAUUCCAAUGAUGUUGCACAAACCAGAAGGAAACACCAUUCAUGGAGUGAAUUCAAGGAGCUUGAGGAAGACGAUCACAGGAUCUUUAUGGCCAAAACCAACAGAGAACUUAUCAGCGAAGGCAACAGUGUGUCGACUCAGACAGAUGGAGUCAAACAAGGAAGAUUUGGGGUUGAAAUAGCUGAGGAACACGAAAUGGAGCCGAAUGAUUUGCAUGAUUCUCGACCGUCUUCGAAUUCUAACUCGGAAAUUCUGAAAGGCCUUAACAUCUCAGCGGAUAUUAGAGAUCAAAGCGUUGAAGAUGAUCGUCCCAGUGGGAGGAUCAAAGCAUCUGCAGUGCUGAUGCAAUUGAUUGCUUGUGGAUCAAGAAGGGUCAAGGAUUGGGAAUCAAUGGAAAUAAGGGGUUGAUGAGAAACUAGUGGAAUGCCAUGAAUCAUGAUGCCAUGGU
Molecule: messenger RNA, 2840 nt
Organism: Hibiscus syriacus
Lineage: Eukaryota; Viridiplantae; Streptophyta; Magnoliopsida; Malvales; Malvaceae
Exons: 5
Coding region: 115-1212 (365 amino acids)
Molecular function (GO): RNA binding; zinc ion binding
Source: RefSeq, a predicted model, not a curated record